Alternaria atra is the source of this 807-nucleotide messenger RNA. RefSeq lists its product as uncharacterized. The record is from RefSeq and is a predicted model, not a curated record. The coding region runs from base 1 to 807 and encodes 268 amino acids. Gene Ontology annotation, cellular component: catalytic step 2 spliceosome; striated muscle dense body; nucleolus. Lineage: Eukaryota; Fungi; Ascomycota; Dothideomycetes; Pleosporales; Pleosporaceae. Gene Ontology annotation, molecular function: actin filament binding. The transcript is spliced from 2 exons.
AUGCCCAAGGCACUCCACUUCAAAGGCGACAAGAAAGUCAAGAAGCGCAGAAAAGCUGCCGACCCGUACGAUGUCGAUGAGAAGCCCUCGAAGCAGCUCACCACGAGCGCGCCUGCCGAAGCUGAGAGUGACGACUCUUGGGUGAGCGCGGAUGCGCCCAGCGACAUCUCAGGGCCAAUCGUCAUUGUGCUGCCUACCGAUACACCGACUACCUGUCUCGCAUGCGACGCGAAUGGAAAAGUCUUUGCAAGCGAACUCGAGAACAUAGUCGAGGGCGACGUCGCGACGGCUGAACCGCAUGAUGUGCGCCAGGUCUUCGUUGCGAAUCGCGUCGCUGGCACCGAACAGCUCAGUCUGAAGGGCCAUCACGGAAGAUAUCUGAGCUGUGACAAGUUCGGCGUCCUAAGCGCAACAGCAACUGCCAUCUCCCCCGAAGAAACCUUUGUCGUCAUUCCUGUACCCGACAACCCCUCUGCAUUCUCGCUACAGACUGCGCGCGACAACUUCCUGACCAUUGACGAAUCAACCGGAAAAGCCCCAGAGCCACGAGGCGACGCAGAACACAUAAGCUUCAACACCACUUUCCGCAUACGCAUGCAAGCCCGCUUCAAGCCGCGACUCAAGGCGAGCAAGGAAGAGAAGGCAAACGUCAAGAUUAGUCGCAAGGAGCUGGAGGACCAAAUUGGCCGACGUCUGAACGAUGCUGAGGUCAAGAAACUAAGGAAGUCGAGGGUGGAAGGGAACUUCCAUGAGACAGCCUUGGACAUGAAAGUCAAAUCUAGCCACGACAAGUAUGCCAGCAUGUGA